AAUAUCCCACAAAUCCUGUCUUUAUCACUCACCCAUUUGUUUAAUCAAAAUCCAUGGAAUCUUUGUGAUCCACUUUGGUUUAAUCUUGCACGCAAAUACUUCAAAUUUUAUUUUAUCAAUCUAUUAUUGCUGUGUUUUAGCGUCGAGGGUGUUGAAGCUUGAAAGUUGUUGAUCAAUGGCGGAAUCAUUGGGCCCACGACUGUACAGCUGCUCGAAUUGUCGAAACCGCGUUUCUCUCCACGAUGAUAUAAUUUCCAAGUGUUUCCAGGGAAGAAAUGGCCGGGCAUUUUUGUUCUCGCACGCAAUGAAUAUAACCGUCGGACCGAAAGAAGACAGGCAUCUCUUAACCGGUCUCCACACCGUGGCUGAUGUUUACUGUGCUGAUUGCCACCAGGUUUUAGGUUGGAAAUACGAGCGAGCUUACGAGGCAUCACAGAAGUACAAGGAAGGGAAAUUCAUACUCGAGAAGGCGAAGAUAGUAAAGGAGGAUUGGUAACACCCCGCACCAUUUUAAAGGUUCUGAUUCCAUUCAUUCCUGUGUUUGAUGUAAUUGUUAUCCAUGCUCAGACGUUCAUCUUGUAC
Messenger RNA from Hibiscus syriacus, 582 nucleotides. Its product is annotated as protein yippee-like At4g27745. NCBI's taxonomy places the organism in Eukaryota, Viridiplantae, Streptophyta, Magnoliopsida, Malvales, Malvaceae. The coding region runs from base 176 to 496 and encodes 106 amino acids. The record is from RefSeq and is a predicted model, not a curated record. The transcript has 3 exons.